This is a messenger RNA of Clunio marinus, 502 nucleotides long. The record is from the annotation of a GenBank genome assembly. NCBI's taxonomy places the organism in Eukaryota, Metazoa, Arthropoda, Insecta, Diptera, Chironomidae.
CAUGACCACUAAUUAUAAGCUAACUGAACGCACGGUUAUCAAAAUAAAUUGAAAUAUAAAUUAAUUUAUAAAAAUGAGUUCAAAUCGCGUCAAAACUCGUGAAACAAAAUCAGGAGAAAUCAUAGCCUACAGUGAAUCAGCUGUUAGACAAAAUCUAAUUAAUGUAGAAUAUGUGAAAACGUCAUUAGCAUCUCUUGCCGGUUGUACCGCAGGUAUUCUUGGACUCACUGGACUCUUGGGCUUUAUCUUUUAUUUGGUAUCACUUCUCGGUUUCUUUGGCCUUCUCAUUGUCAAAACAGGAUCAAAUUGGCAAAAAUAUUUCAUAUCCAGAAAAUCAUUAUUGACAAAUGGAUUCUUGGGUGGACUCUGCACAUACACGCUGUUUUGGACAUUUAUUUAUGGUAUGGUUCAUGUGUAUUAAAAUAAAUUAUAACAAAUUUUUGUCCGGUGUAAGAAAUAUAAGUAAAUAAAUAAAAAUUAUUCAAACAACCAUGAAUAAAAA